This is a messenger RNA of Solea solea (common sole), 4698 nucleotides long. RefSeq names its product cyclin-T2-like. The transcript has 3 exons. The coding region runs from base 1622 to 2950 and encodes 442 amino acids. NCBI's taxonomy places the organism in Eukaryota, Metazoa, Chordata, Actinopteri, Pleuronectiformes, Soleidae. The record is from RefSeq and is a predicted model, not a curated record.
ACCACAAAUUAAUUUUAUACAUUUUUUUUCUUUUUUCAAUUAUUUGAAAAUGUAUAAUCUCCAGAUAUUUUUAACUUUUGCAGGAUACACACUUGUCUUCCUUCUUGCUCUAGAACACUCUUUUCUACAUGUAGUAAAUGUUUUAGAUGUGUUGAGUAAAGCUUAUACAUGCCCCUUUAAGGACCUAUAAAAAAGCCUUUAAGCGUCUUCUAAAUUGAUGACAAAAUGUAUUUAUUGACAUGUGUCUUAGUGGAAAAAGCGGUCCUUAAAGGGUUUGCUCAAAGCAGGCAGUAUUUGCAUUAAUGUAUUUAACAUAGCACUUUCACUUGAAGAGUGAAACCUGUUUGAAAACCUACAUAUUGUUCUCAGUGUUAAAAACAGUCAUGAAGAGCUGAACUGCAGACUCCAAACAUUGCACAAGGUUGCAUUCAGCUUCUACCAAAUUGAUUUAAAAUGCUGCCCCGUGAUUUUGAUGCUCAUACUAUUGAAGCUAUGUAUCACAUGAAGCAGUUGAAAGUCUUUUAUGAUGCUGUGGCAAUGUUUAACUAUAAAAAAAAAAAAACACAAGUUCUAAUGUUAAAUAACUGAUCUUCUAUUUAUUUGUGAGAUUGUUUCCACCUUGAUAAUAAAGAAGCAAAGCCUUAGUAAUUUUUAAAACGUUUAAGUAGCAGCUAGUCUAGAUUUUAGGACUCAUUAUUUUAAUAGUAACCCCUGACCUGUUUUUCAUAAUGUCAGAUGUGAUAGGAGUGGCCAGUUAUGCUCUAUAUGCCUUAUAGCUCACAUGUGUAUCCCUAACUUAGCAGAACUGAUGAAGUUGCUGCAGUAAAUUUGUAAUUGAUGAGAUUUGUAUCCUUUUUAACACAGUCCAAAGACAGAAACUCUCAGGUUUAUAGGAGCAACCACCCAUGACCACAUGUCAUGGGUGGCCUCAAGGCUCAGUCCAUUUCACAGUGGGCAGACUACAUCUAACUCACUUCCCUCAUGAUUAAACCAGCUUAGUUCCUUGAAACAAGUUGAUGUCUUGCAAUAAAUUCCAGUUAUUUUCCAUGUACACCAAUAAUUAUAUCCUGCCACUUUACAUAAAUGCAACUUGUAUUGUUAUGCCUAUAGUGAUGUUACAUUAUAGGACCAAGUCUAAUGUAACACGAUCAAAUUAUGGCCUUUUGCAACCAGUGCCACCAGUAAAUUAAACCUGUCUGCUCCUUCUUGUGUUUUUUUCUCUUUUCUCCACAUAUGGGACCAAUUGUGACCUCACCUGGCCUCAACUAAUUCACUUCCAUUCAUAUACUCGCAUAAAUUACACACACUCAUCACUCACACAUUCACUCACACACUAUGCAGUCUACACCUUACAACCUUCUGCCUCCAGCACAAGCCCACGGUCAUCUCUUGUGUUUGCAUCCAUCUGGCAUGCAAAUGGUCCAACUGGGAGAUCCCAGUUUCCACUGAUGGGAAACACUGGUGGGAGUAUGUGGACACCUCGGUCACCCUUGAGCUGCUUGAUGAGUUGACCCAUGAGUUUCUGCAGAUUUUGGAGAAGACCCCCAGCCGGUUAAAGCGGAUACGCAACUGGAGGGCAACGCAAGCUGCCAAAAAGCCUAAGACUGACGGCAGCCAGCUGAUGGACAACUCUUUCCCUGGGCCUUCCAUUCUCCAAGACCAACAUGAUUCCAUACUUCCUGGAGUUUCCUCCAACUCAUGUUUUUCUAAAACUGGCACCACCUUCACCAUGUCCAUGCCUGGCCAGUCCAGAGAUGCAGCCCUGACUCUGGACACCAUGGCUGGCAUAUACAAUCCUGCUAGCCACAGUGAAUGGCCCCUGGGCAAGCAGAGCCAAGCAGGGUACCUUUCCACCUGUAUAAAACAGGAACCCCUCAACAUCCCGCUAGAUCACGCACUGUCUUUGCAGACCUCCACCUCCUCUUUGCUUCAAAAUCCACCCACAUUCAAGACUGAGAAAAUAGUAGACUUCAACCCUAUCAAACAGGAACUGAAGGGAGCUGGAAUGAGUAAGAAUCAACCACCACCUCAGUCUGCAUACCCCCCAUCAGCUCAGCCAUCACCUGCUCAGAGGCUGUCACUGGACAAAUACAGAGAGAAACAUGCUAUUGAAAUGUCUGUCUCAGGGCAGAAACGCCGUCAGGAACAGCACGGAGGAGCAUUGGACUGUGACGUGAGGGGAGAAAUGUCUUCCUCUUCUACCUAUGCACCAUCCUCAGUGAGCCACGCAGACCAUAGAAAACAUUUGCAGCCCAACCAACUGUCCUUUGGUGGGGCUGGCACCACUACUGUGUCCCCAGUGAAAAUUAAAGUCCCUUCCUCAAGUUUAGUGCAAGACAGAUGUCAUCACAGUGACAAACGGGACAAAAGCAUGCCUAAACUGCGUCUGGCUUUGCCUGGGGGCUCACAGCUGGACAAAGGCGGGCAACUCGGCAAAGACGAGCUUAAGAUGAAGAUAAAGGUUUCAUCAUCGGAGUGCCACAGCUCAUCGGAUGAAGGCAUGGCGGCGACCAACAACAGCAAGAGUAAAAGUUCAAGCUUGCUUGUCGGUAAAGAGAAACACCGAGGAGUGGAACACCACCUCCAUCGCCACCACAAGCACACUCAUCCUCACACACACAGUGGCAAUGGGCGAGGUGGCCCAGAGAGCCAAGGUGGAGGGGGAGGCCUUCUACGGGGCACCCCAGGAUUGGUCAGUAUGGAGGGUUCGAUGCAUGCUCAUCCUGGAUCCACCUCUUUGUCUUCAUCCACAUCGCGCAAGAGGCAAUACCCGGAGGUCAGCCACAACCACCACCCUCCCUCAUCCUCAACUACCUGCUCCAAAGUGAGCAAAACCUCCAAGGGUGGCACUGGUGCUGCAGGUAUUUCGUCUCUUUCUUCCUCCUCGUUUCCCCCUUGCUCCUCUCCUGUUCUGCAGUGUAUCUCAUCUGGCUUGCAGCUCUUUGGCUAAUCUCCCUCCCUCUGUCCUCCUUCUCUUUAUUCUUGUUUCUUCUCCUCCCCUCCUGUCACACCCAGGUGGGCUGCGGACCUCUCAGCAGUACCCUCCUAGUGAAUCGCCACAUGAAGUGGGUGAGCAGAGACACUGAGUCCACCACUCUGCGGCUAUGGCUUCAAACUACCCACAGUUGAGACUUUGAGAACUACACCCCACCUUCUUUUCAAGUGCCCUAGAAAAACAACUUAAUCUAAUGAUGAAGCCUUUAUUGCAAGGCAGAAAACAUCUCUCCAAAAACAGCAUUUAUGAAAAAAACAAAUAAUUAUGCUUCCCGACUGACACAUCUCUGAGCUGUGAUGCUCGGUCCUGUUUUUCUGUUAGUGUGUUAAAUUGCUGCUUGGUUAUCUUUCCUCCUCAAAUGGGUCUAGGAAUGUGCAAUGUGUGAAUGUGAGGGUUUCCAUCAGGAGAACCCCAUAUGGGAAAACUAAAGUAUUGCAAGUACUGUAAGUAAUUUAAAUGAAUCAAUUUUCUGCAGUUGUAUGGAAGGAAGCCAGUGGCCAACUGGAGAUGAUUUCAAGUUUUGUUUGCUGGCAUUCCAUUUAGUACUAUUGAUGGAUGCAUAUAUUUUUUUUAGGUGUAAAAUUCAUCUCCUUAAUUACUUUCUUGUCUUGAUUUCUUUUUCUAGUUAAGGACUGUGCGUAUGAUUUGCAUGUUUCAAUCUUCAAAGGGAUAUAGAAGAGGAGAGCACUUACUGUUUACAGGAAGUGGGAGAUAAAUGUACAUACGUUUUUUGUAUGUUUAAUGAAAAAAAAAAUUAAUCUAUACCGUGACUACUCAGGUUUGGAGCUGCUUGUAAGUAUAACAAGAAUAUUAUGAUACCUAUAAAAGACUUAUUUUGUUGAUCUACUGUUUGGGCAUCAGUGUGAAUGAUUCCAGCAUUCCAGUAGUGUGUGUGUGUGUGUGUACUUCUUAUAGCCUUCCUGCAGAGGGUGCUGCACUGUGCUUUUCCGUCACAGGAAAUAUCAGUUGCACUCGCCAACACGGGCACAUUAAACACACUGCUACAUCACAUUUGAGUGAUGCUAUUUGUACCAAAAAAUUAUUUUUUUGGACCUUUUAAUUAGACCGCAAGAUGGAUGCCAAAGGUUUUGCCUAAAAAAAGAAAAGAAAAAAAAAGUACAACAGUAGUUUGCCAUUAAAGUUUACAUAAUCUUUUUAUUUUGAAGUGCACCAGACUUAAUUUCAUGACGUGAAGCUGUAGCCCUUUAGAUGUCAUCCCAUAUGAGGGAUACAUGUAUUAUUCAGUCUGCCAUUUACGACGAUUGAGGAGGGGAAAAACAAACACUUGUUGAUUAUUUCCAUUCCAGCAACAGCUAUGAACACACUGACUAUUUGGCCACAUGCAAAAACACCAAAACUCAAGCACCUUUAAGUGUGGAUGGUGCUUUUCUUUGCAGGUGUCUUCAGCCAAUCAUUUAGGCUUCUAUUUACAGCAAUGUAUCUGUCAGGACAGGCCUGAAAAUCUGUUUUAUACAUUAAGCACUAUAUUAAGUGUCGACCCAGUUACCUCUAUUUCCGACUCGGAUACUCAUUUAUCUCAACAUAACACAGGAUAAUGCAAGUAUAGAUCAACAUACAUACUAAGACUGAGGCUGGAGUGUUUGUACCCUCAUUAGGAAUUGUACAGUUGGACACUCUUUACAUUUUAUUUUUCCUUUCAGUGUUGCAAAUAAAAGUUGCUGUCAUCCUGACACAGUAUACAA